AUGAACAAGACCAUGAGAGACUCUCAAACCAGCACUAACUUGGCUAUGAGCAGACCAAAUACUUCAUCCCACCUAAGUACACAAACCCUUAGAGAACACAAUUCCCAGGACACAGCCACCUAUGGAAAAACAGGAACUUCAUCUGCUUCCACUGUAAGCAACAAAUCUUCCAUGACGUCAGAUAUGUCCAAGUCACUGAACUCCACAGAGAACAUUUCAGUCUUUUCUAGUGCAAGCAAAACACAUGUCGUGACAUCAGAGUUCCGCCAAACACUAAUCUCCACAGACACCACUGUGGGAAACACACAAAACACAUCAUACCCUGAAACAUCAAGUUUUACUGCUAUCACAUUAACAAUCUCAGAGUCAACUGGACUAGAGGAACAGUCCAUGGCACCCUCUUCCAUCACUUCUGCUUCAGAGACAACAGUGUCUUCUCAACGCCACAGGACUCAGACGAUGGACACCAUCAGGGAAUCUCAAACCAGCACUAUCUCAGCAGUGAUCACAUCAACUCCUUCAUCAUCCCUAAGUGGACACACCCUUACAGAGAGCAUCUCACAGGAGACUUCCACCUCUGGGGAAGCACGCACUUCAUCUCCUUCCAGCAUCAGCCACAAACCUUCCACAACGUCAGAAAUGCCCACGUCAACAACCUCCAUAAAGGACACUUCAGUCUCCUCCAGUACAAGCAACAGACAUCAAAUGACAUCACAGGUUCCCCAAACGUCUAUUUCCACAGACACCACUGAAGAAAACACAAAACACACAUCAUACCCUGAAACAGCAAAUUUUACUGAAGUCACCUCAAUACCCUCAAGGACAUCUGGAGUAGAGGAACAGUCCACGGCACACUCUUCCAUCACUUCUGCUUCAGAGACAACAGCGUCUUCUCAACGCCACGGGACUCAGACCAUGGAUACCAUCAGGGAAUCUCAAACCAGCACUAUCUCAGUAGUGAUCACAUCAACUCCUUCAUCAUCCCUAAGUGGACACACCCUUACAGAGAGCAUCUCACAGGAGACUUCCACCUCUGGGGAAGCACGCACUUCAUCUCCUUCCAGCAUCAGCCACAAACCUUCCACAAUGUCAGAAAUGCGCACGUCAACAACCUCCAUAAAGGACACUUCAGUCUCCUCCAGUACAAGCAACAGACAUCAAAUGACAUCACAGGUUCCCCAAACGUCUAUUUCCACAGACACCACUGAAGAAAACACAAAACACACAUCAUACCCUGAAACAGCAAAUUUUACUGAAGUCACCUCAAUACCCUCAAGGACAUCUGGAGUAGAGGAACAGUCCACGGGACACUCUUCCAUCACUUCUGCUUCAGAGACAACAGCGUCUUCUCAACGCCACGGGACUCAGACCAUGGAUACCAUCAGGGAAUCUCAAACCAGCACUAUCUCAGUAGUGAUCACAUCAACUCCUUCAUCAUCCCUAAGUGGACACACCCUUACAGAGAGCAUCUCACAGGAGACUUCCACCUCUGGGGAAGCACGCACUUCAUCUCCUUCUAGUGUCAGCCACAAACCUUCCACAGUGUCAGAAAUACACACGUCAACAUCCUCCACAGAUGACACUUCAGUCUCCUCCCCUGCAAGCAAGUCACAUGCAGUGACAUCAGAGGUUUCCGUAACACCAGUAUCAACAGACACCACUGGAGGAAACACAAAACACACAUCACACUCUGAAACAGCAAGUUUUACCCCAGUCACCUCAACUCUCUCAAUGUCAACUGGACUAAGAGAACACUCCAUGGCACACUCUUCAGUCACUUCUGCUUCAGAGACAACAGCGUCUUCUCAAAGUCACGGGACUCAGACCAUAGACACCGACAGGGAAUCUCAAACCAGCACUAUCUCAGCAGUGAUCACAUCAACUCCUUCAUCAUCCCUAAGUGGACACACCCUUACAGAGGGCACCUCACAGGAGACAUCCACCUCUGGGGAAGCAAGGACCUCAUCUCCUUCCAGCAUCAGCCACAAACCUUCCACAGUGUCAGAAAUGCCCACGUCAACAAUCUCCACAGAAGACACUUCAGCCUCUGCCAGUACAAGCAACAGACAUCAAAUGAUAUCAGAGUUCCGCCAAACACCAAUCUCCACAGACACCACUGUAGGAAACACAAAACACACAUCAUACCCUGAAACAGCAAAUUUUACUGUAGUCACCUCAAUACCCUCAAGGACAACUGGAGUAGAGGAACAGUCCACGGCACCCUCUUCCAUCACUUCUGCUUCAGAGACAACAGUGUCUUCUCAACGCCACGGGACUCAGACCAUGGACACCAUCAGGGAAUCUCAAACCAGCACUAUCUCAGCAGUGAUCACAUCAACUCCUUCAUCAUCCCUAAGUGGACACACCCUUACAGAGGGCAUCUCACAGGAGACUCCCACCUCUGGGGAAGCAAGGACUUCAUCUCCUUCCAGCAUCAGCCACAAACCUUCUGCAACCUCAGAAAUGUCCCCGUCAACAUCCUCCACAGAUGACACUUCAGCCUCUUCCCAUGCAAGCAACACACAUCAAAUGACAUCAGAAUUCCUCCAAACGCCUGUUCCCACAGACACCACUGAAGGAAACACAAAACACAUAUCAUACCCUGAAACUGGAAGUUUGACCCCAGUCACCUCAAUACUCUCAGUGUCAACUGGACUAAGAGAACACUCCACGGCACGCUCUUCCAUCACUUCUGCUUCAGAGACAGCAACGUCUUCUCAAAGCCACAGGACACAGACCAAGGACAGCACCAGAGAAUCUCAAAGCAGCACGAGAUUGGCAGUGAUCACAACAACCCCUUCAUCCUCCCUAAAUGGACACACCCUUACAGAGAGCAUCUCACAGGAGACAUCCACCACUGGGGAAGCAAGGACCUCAUCUCCUUCCAGCAUCAGCCACAAACCUUCCACAAUGUCAGAAAUGCCCACAUCAACAACCUUCAUAAAUGACACUUUAGCCUCUGCCAGUACAAGCAACAGACAUCAAAUGACAUCACAGGUUCCCCAAACGUCUUUUUCCACAGACACCACUGAAGGAAACACAAAACACUCAUCAUACCCUGAAACAGCAAGUUUUACUGUAGUCACCUCAACCCUAUCAAAGUCAACGGGAGUAGAGGAACAGUCCAUGGCACCCUCUUCCAUCACUUCUGCUUCAGAGACCACAGCCUCUUCUCAGAGCCACAGGACCCAGACCAUGGACACCAUUAGGGAAUCUCAAACCAGCACUAUCUCAGCAGUGAUCACAUCAACUCCUUCAUCGGCCCUAAGUGGACACACCCUUACAGAGGGCAUCUCACAGGAGACAUCCACCUCUGGGGAAGCAAGGACUUCAUCUCCUUCCAGCAUCAGCCACAAACCUUCCACAGUGUCAGAAAUGCCCACGUCAACAACGUCCACAGAUGACACUGCAGCCUCUUCCCAUGCAAGCACUAGACAUCAAAUGACAUCACAGGUUCCCCAAACGCCUGUUUCCACAGACACCACUGAAGGAAACACAAAACACACACCAUACCAUGAAACAGCAAAUUUUACUGUAGUCACCUCAAUACCCUCAAGGACAACUGGACUAGAGGAACAGUCCACGGCACCCUCUUCCAUCACUUCUGCUUCAGAGACAACAGUGUCUUCUCAACGCCACGGGACUCAGACCAUGGACACCAUCAGGGAAUCUCAAACCAGCACUAUCUCAGCAGUGAUCACAUCAACUCCUUCAUCCUCCCUAAAUGGACACACCCUUACAGAGAGCACCUCACAGGAGACAUCCACCUCUGGGGAAGCAAGGACCUCAUCUCCUUCCAGCAUCAGCCACAAACCUCCCACAGUGUCAGAAAUGCCCACAUCAACAAUCUCCACAGAUGACACUUCAGCCUCUGCCAGUACAAGCAACAGACAUCAAAUGACAUCAGAGUUCCGCCAAACACCAAUCUCCACAGACACCACCGUAGGAAACACAAAACACACAUCAUACCCUGAAACAGCAACUUUUACUGCACUCACCUCAAUACCCUCAAUGACAUCUGGAGUAGAGGAACAGUCCACGGCACCCUCUUCCAUCACUUCUGCUUCAGAGACAACAGCGUCUUCUCAAAGCCACGGGACUCAGACCAUGGACACCAUCAGGGAAUCUCAAACCAGCACUAUCUCAGCAGUGAUCACAUCAACUCCUUCAUCGUCUCUAAGUGGACACACCUUUAUAGAGAGCAUCUCACAGGAGACUCCCACCUCUGGGGAAGCAAGGACUUCAUCUCAUUCCAGCAUCAGCCACAAACCUUCUGCAACCUCAGAAAUGCCCCCGUCAACAUCCUCCACCGAUGAUACUUCAGCCUCUUCCCGUGCAAGCACUAGACAUCAAAUGACAUCAGAGUUCCCCCAAACGCCUGUUCCCACAGACACCACUGAAGGAAACACAAAACACAUGUCAUACCCUGAAACUGGAAGUUUGACCCCAGUCACCUCAAUACUCUCAGUGUCAACUGGACUAAGAGAACACUCCACGGCACGCUCUUCCAUCACUUCUGCUUCAGAGACAGCAACGUCUUCUCAAAGCCACAGGACACAGACCAAGGACAGCACCAGAGAAUCUCAAAGCAGCACGAGAUUGGCAGUGAUCACAACAACCCCUUCAUCCUCCCUAAAUGGACACACCCUUACAGAGAGCACCUCACAGGAGACAUCCACCUCUGGGGAAGCAAGGACUUCAUCUCCUUCCAGCAUCAGCCACAAACCUUCCACAGUGUCAGAAAUGCCCACGUCAACAAUCUCCACAGAAGACACUUCAGCCUCUGCCAGUACAAGCAACAGACAUCAAAUGAUAUCAGAGUUCCGCCAAACACCAAUCUCCACAGACACCACUGUAGGAAACACAAAACACACAUCAUACCCUGAAACAGCAAAUUUUACUGUAGUCACCUCAAUACCCUCAAGGACAACUGGAGUAGAGGAACAGUCCACGGCACCCUCUUCCAUCACUUCUGCUUCAGAGACAACAGCGUCUUCUCAACGCCACGGGACUCAGACCAUGGACACCAUCAGGGAAUCUCAAACCAGCACUAUCUCAGCAGUGAUCACAUCAACUCCUUCAUCAUCCCUAAGUGGACACACCCUUACAGAGGGCAUCUCACAGGAGACUCCCACCUCUGGGGAAGCAAGGACUUCAUCUCCUUCCAGCAUCAGCCACAAACCUUCUGCAACCUCAGAAAUGUCCCCGUCAACAUCCUCCACAGAUGACACUUCAGCCUCUUCCCAUGCAAGCAACACACAUCAAAUGACAUCAGAAUUCCUCCAAACGCCUGUUCCCACAGACACCACUGAAGGAAACACAAAACACAUAUCAUACCCUGAAACUGGAAGUUUGACCCCAGUCACCUCAAUACUCUCAGUGUCAACUGGACUAAGAGAACACUCCACGGCACGUUCUUCCAUCACUUCUGCUUCAGAGACAGCAACGUCUUCUCAAAGCCACAGGACACAGACCAAGGACAGCACCAGAGAAUCUCAAAGCAGCACGAGAUUGGCAGUGAUCACAACAACCCCUUCAUCCUCCCUAAAUGGACACACCCUUACAGAGAGCACCUCACAGGAGACAUCCACCUCUGGGGAAGCAAGGACCUCAUCUCCUUCCAGCAUCAGCCACAAACCUUCCACAGUGUCAGAAAUGCCCACGUCAACAUCCUCCACAGAAGACACUUCAGCCUCUGCCAGUACAAGCAACAGACAUCAAAUGACAUCAGAGUUCCGCCAAACACCAAUCUCCACAGACACCACUGUAGGAAACACAAAACACACAUCAUACCCUGAAACAGCAAAUUUUACUGUAGUCACCUCAAUACCCUCAGGGACAACUGGAGUAGAGGAACAGUCCACGGCACCCUCUUCCAUCACUUCUGCUUCAGAGACAACAGCGUCUUCUCAACGCCACGGGACUCAGACCAUGGACACCAUUAGGGAAUCUCAAACCAGCACUAUCUCAGCAGUGAUCACAUCAACUCCUUCAUCAUCCCUAAGUGGACACACCCUUACAGAGAGCAUCUCACAGGAGACUUCCACCUCUGGGGAAGCACGCACUUCAUCUCCUUCUAGUGUCAGCCACAAACCUUCCACAGUGUCAGAAAUGCCCACAUCAACAAUCUCCACAGAAGACACUUCAGCCUCCUCCAGUACAAGCAACAGACAUCAAAUGACAUCAGAGUUCCGCCAAACACCAACCUCCACAGACACCACCGUAGGAAACACAAAACACGCAUCAUACCCUGAAACAGCAAGUUUUACUGCAGUCACCUCAAUACUCUCAAGGACAACUGGAGUAGAGGAACAGUCCACUGCACCCUCUUCCAUCACUUCUACCCCAGAGACAUCAGCAUCUUCUCAAAGUUACAGGACUCAAACCAUGGAGACCAUCAGGGAAUCUCAAACCAGCACUAUCUCAGCAGUGAUCACAUCAACUCUUUCACUGUCCCUAAGUGGACACACCCUUACACAAAGCAUCUCACAGGAGACAUCCACCCCUGAGAAUGCAAGCACUUCAUCUCCUUCCAGCGUCAGCCACAAACCUUCCGCAACCUCAGAAAUGCCCCUGUCAACAUCCUCCACAGAUGACACUUCAGCCUCUUCCCAUGCAAGCAACUCACAUGCAGUGACAUCAGAGGUUACCAUAACACCAGCAUCAACAGACACCACUGUAGGAUACACAAAACAUACAACACACCCUGAAAUAGGAAGUUUUACUCCAGUCACCUCAACACUCUCAAGGGCAACUGGAGUAGAAGGACACACAACACCCUCCUCUUCCAUUACUUCUACUGCAGAGAUGACAGCAUCUUCUCAUGACUACAGGACUCAGAGCAUGGAGACCAGCAGAGAAUCUCAAACCGACACUAUGUCAGUCUUCAUCACCUCAACUCCUUCAUCUUCCUUAAAUGGACACACUCUUACAGAGAUCGUCUCACAGGAGAUAUCCACCUCUAAGAAAGAAAGCACCCUAUCCUCUUCUAGUGUCAGCAUUGCACCUCUAGCAACAUCAGUUUUAUUGACAGUACCAACCUCAACAGAUACCACUGUAGGUAAUGGAAAGGACACAUCGACUCCUAUUACUAGAACUGUUAUUCCAGUCCCUUCAACAGUACCCAUGAAAAGUGGACUAGAAGUACAAUCAAUUGCAAUGUUUUCCAGCACAUCUACUCCAGGAACAUCAGCAUCUACCCAGAAUUACCAGACUCCAAGCCUAGAGACCACCAGAGAAUCUGAAUUCAGUGAAAUUACAUCAGCAACCACAUCAGCUCUUUUAUCUUUACCCAGUGGACAUACUCUUUCAGGGAGAAUUCCUCCGGCAAUAUCUCCUUCAGGUGAAGCAAUCACUUCACCUACUUCCAGUGACAGUAAAACACCUUUGAUGACAUCAGAGACAUUGACAGCCUCAACUUCAAUAGACACUACUGUGGAAAAUACAGGAGAUACAUCCCUACCUGUAACUAGUAGUUUUCCUCCAUUCAUUCCUAAUGUUUCUACUACAUGGCAGUCAGCAAUACAACCAACACCACUGUCUAUCAGUACUCCAGCUCCAAAAACAUCUACAGUUUUCCAUACCCACGCAGACACAGAGACAACAGGAUGGCCUCAUUCCAGCAGUUCAAUGUCAUUCAUUCCAGAUAAAACAACAUUCACUUCCUCAUCCUUCAGUGAUAGCGGUCACACAACUCAGUCACAAAAAGAACUGUUUUCAACACCAAUGGCUUCCACUAUACUGGUUACAGAAAGUUCAUCUUCUUCAAUAGCUAGCAGUAUUUCUUGGGUUACCUCUACAGUCUCAACAGUAGAUGAAGAAGUGCCAACCCCACACUCCUAUCUAAGCACAUCUCCUCAGGAAACAACAGUGGCAAUUUCCAAGUCUCACUGGACACAAGGCAUAGGGACCACUGGAGAUAUUCAUGUCAGCAGAAGCUCCAAUGUAACCCAAACCAUCAAAACAGUUACAUCUGCAUCUCCUUCAUCCUUACUAAGUGAACACACAUCUCAACAAACUAUAACAGCAAGCCCAGCAAGGCAGUCAACACCACUCUCUAGCAGCACCUCUUCUCAAGAAUCAUCAGUUGUUUCCCAGAUAGGUCAUACUCAAGGUCCACGGACCACACAAGAAUCCCAAACCACAAGUUUAAUCUUCCCCAUGACAGACACAAUCAAGACAGUCACAUCUGCAACUUCUCCUUUCAAAUCAAGUGGACAUUUGCCCUCAGAAAAUGUUCCUCAGCAUACACCCACCACAGGUGAAGUUACAACCUUCACACCAGCACCCUCAAGGGACAGCCACACAACUCAGGUCACUACCACUACCACAGAACUAUGGACGUCACCAACCAGUGCUGACACCAGCCCGGGAACAUUAAGAGGCACAUCACUUUCCAUUAAAAGCACCACUUUUCAGAGCUCUGUAGUUUCAACAACACUAGGCCCAAGAGGACAAUCAACAUCCCCUGCUUCUAGUGCCUCACCUGACACAUCAGCCAUUUCCCAAACCCACCAGACACAAAGCACAGUGACCACUGGAGAACCACAUACCAACACACCAGCCUCCUUGGUAACAGAUACCACCUUUUUGGCAGACACCCUCUUGGUGGGCACAGCUACAGCUUCUUCAUCUACAGCAAGCAGCCAAACAACUUUAGGAAGUGCUUUCCCAGGAAUAUCCACCUCAGAUAAGAUCAAGAGUUUCUCACCAACUUUCUCCAGGGAAAACCACAUAACUCAAUCAAAAACUGAAUUGUUGUCCUCUGCAGCAAGUCAUGACACUACUCCAGGAACCAUGGAAUUGGUGUCCGUUAUUGUCCCCAACACCUCUCAAGAAAUAUCAGCUGUUUCCCAGAAGGCUCAGACUCAAAUUAUAGGAAGCACCAGAGGAUCUGAAGCCAUAAGCUCAGUCUCCCAGGUGACUGACACCUUCUCAACAGUUACACCUCCACCUCCUUCAUCUACACCAAAUGUGCACAUGUUACCAAAAACCACUGCCCACACUCUGUCAUCUUCAGACACCAGCACAACACUUAUCUCCAACCCAGUCAGAGACAGCCACAGAACCCAAACAGCAAUGCCAACUUUGUUAUCUGGGGCAACUGAAGGGCCGACUACUGUUGUCUCUACCACCCUGAGUGAUGUAGCCUCUCAUUCUCCUUCUACAGUUUUGGUCACAAGUGAAGUCCAGAGAACAGCUCCAAGCUCAGCCCUCCAUAAAAACAUGACUGCAGUGACCAUUUCCCCUGUGGGUUCUGUCAGUAACUCCAUGACAAAUACCAUGCAAGUCCCAACUUCCUCAGUGGGUGGGUCAAGCUCACCCAUUUCUGAGCAUCCUGCAACUGUUCAAACAGUAGCUUCUACUACUAACCCUACUACAAGGCCAAUGUAUAUGAGUUCUAAGAAUAAUCAUAACAGUGUUGCUGGAUCCAUACCAACUUUGUCAUUUCAACCUACAACAUAUUCUUCAAUCAAGACCACUCCUGAUACUUCUUCAGUGUCUAAGUAUUCUAAGAGUCCAUUGCCUACUCUACAGCCAUCCACAGACUAUGCUUUCUCUGACUUUACUUCCUCUGGUAAUAUGGGCACAGCUCAGACCAUAUCAAGUUUCUAUACUUCAACCAGUGACUCUUCAUUCUCUCAGUCAGCCCCUGGCCCCGCAGUCACCUGGAGCUCCACCACUCUAUUCACAGGGCACUCUGCUCCUCUGUCUGUUACCAGCACUUUCCCAGCAUCCACUGCAUCCUCAAGCUCCAUUGUGAAGACUCAGACACCAGGAGCAAUCACAACUUCACUGAGGACAGGCAGCCAGAGAAGCACAACAACAUCACUACCACCAACAACCUCCCAGACCCUUACAACGUCCACUACCAGCACAUCUACAAGCAAACACUCAACUGCUGUCCCAGUCCCUACCAAGCCCAAGAAAGGUGUUUCCCUCUUUCCCUAUGGACCAAGCGUUGGAGAUCAGGAGUUUGUCAGGAGGACUGUGGACUUCACCUCACCACUCUUCAAGCCCCAGAUUGGCUUCCCUCUUGGCUCCUCUCUCCGGGAUUACCUCUAUUUCACAGAUAAUGGCCAGAUCAUUUUCCCGGAGUCAGAGUACCAGAUUUUCUCCUACCCCAAUCCUCCCCUUAGAGGCUUCACAGGCUGGGACCCUGUGGCCCUGGUGGCUCCAUUCUGGGAUGAUGCUGAUUUUUCCAGCAGCCAUGGAACCAUAUUUUACCAGGAAUAUGAGACACUCUAUAAUGAACACAACCUGCUAGUCUGGCAGGUGGAGUCUUGGAUUAAAAAGUUCGCACACAUCCGGAACUACAAAGCCAGGUGGACCCUAAAGGUCACAUGGGUCAGUGCCCCUGCCUAUCCUGCCCAGUGGACCUUUGGGACCAACACCUACCAGGCCAUCCUCUCCACAGACGGGAGCAGGUCCUACGCCCUGUUUCUCUACCAAAGUGGUGGUAUGCAGUGGGAUGUGACCCAGCGCCCAGGCAACCCAGUCCUCAUGGGCUUCUCCAGUGGAGAUGGGUAUUUUGAAAACAGCCCACUGACAUUCCAGCCAGUGUGGGAGAAGUAUCAUCCAGACCAAUUCCUGAAUUCCAACUCAGGUCUCCAGGGCCUGCAGGUCUAUAGGCUACACAGGGGAGAAAGGCCCAACUACCGUCUCAGGUGCCUGCAGUGGUUGAAUAGACAUCCCCAGUGGCCUCAAUGGGGCUGGAACCAGGUGUCCUGCCCUUGCUCCUGGCAGCAGGGACUGUGGGACUUACGAUUCCAGCCCAUCAGCAUAGGCUGGUGGGGCCUCGGCAGCAGGCAGCUGUGCCGUGUUUCUUCCUGGCGUGGAGGCGUGUGCUGCAGCUACGGGCCCUGGGGAGAGCUUCUUCAGGGCUGGACAGUGAGCACUCCUUGGCAGUUUGACCAAGAACUGGAGCCAUGGGACUGGUGCUGCCGUGGGAACGACAAGCCCUCCUUCUGCGCCCUGUACCAGCAGAGGCGGCCCCGCAUCGGCUGUGCUGGGUACCGUCCCCCAAGGCCUGCCUGGAUGUUUGGGGAUCCCCAUAUCACCACCUUGGAUGGUGCCAAUUACACCUUCAAUGGACUGGGGGACUUCCUGCUGGUCCGGGCCUGGGACAGAAACUCCUCCUUCCUGCUGCAGGGCCGUACUGCCCAGACCAGCUCAGCCCAGGCCACCAACUUCAUUGCCUUUGCAGCUAAAUAUAACACCAGCAGCCUGAACCCCAUCACAGUUCGAUGGCUCCUCAAGCCGAAUGACACAAUCCAUGUGCAGGUCAAUAACCAGACUGUGACAUUUGAGACUAACCGUGAAGACCCAGAAGUAGUCCCUACAUUCAACACCACCGGCAUUGUAAUGACCCGCAAUGGCUCCCUCGUGUCAGCCAGCUUCGAUGGGACCGUGACAAUCUCCGUGACCGCCCUUUCCAACAUCCUCCAUGCCUCCUGCAGCCUCCCAGAGGAGUAUCGAAACAGCACAGAGGGCCUCCUGGGAGUCUGGAAUGACAAUCCAGAUGAUGACUUCAGGAUGCCCAAUGGCUCCACCAUUCUCAACAAAAGCGAUGAGUGGCAACUUUAUCAAUUUGGAAUGACCUGGAAAAUCAAUGAUACGAGACUCCUUGGCAAGAGAGACAACCCUCUGCCUUCCAACUUCACCCCUGUCUUCCUUUUCCAACUGAAGAACAACCACUCGGGUGAAAAUCUGGUCUCUGAGUGUAAUGGAGAUGAGCAGUGCAUUUAUGACAGCCUGGCCACAGGAAACACAAGCACCGGCCUGAACACUAAGAUGCUCUUUAGCAGAUACCAGCUGAUGAACGCCACCCUCAGUAAGUACCCACCUUCUAUCGAGGGUGAGCAUGUGGUGGAAGCCUAUCUGGGGCAGACCAAGCUGACUCAGUACACCAGCGGUUCUGAGAACGUCAUAUUCACCCUAAGAAACAGCAACACUGACUUCAAGCUCUUUGAGAAUGGGACAUUGCUAUGGACACCAAAGUUGUUGGAACCAUUCACUCUGGAGAUUCUAGCAAGAAAUGCCAAAGUCAACUUGUCAUCUGUACUCCAGCCAAAGACAGUGGUCUGUGCCUGCAGGGAAGAGAGCCAGUGUUUAUACAACCAGACCAGCUGGGUGGGCAAUUCCUCCCUGGAGGUGGCUGGCUGCAAGUGUGAUGGGAACAGCUUUGGCCCCUACUGCAAACGUUCCAGGGACCCCUGUGAGGAGCCAUGCUUCCCGAAUGUAAACUGCAUUCCUGGGGAGGGCUGCGAGGCCUGCCCCCAAAACCUGACUGGGGAUGGGCGUCAUUGUGCAGCUCUGGAGAACUCUCCCCUCUGUCAGAACGUGUCCUGCCCUGUGAAUUACUGCUACAACCAGGGCCACUGCUACAUCUCCCAGACGCCAGACUGCCAUCCCACCUGCACCUGUCCCCCAGCCUUCACUGACACCCGCUGCUUUGUGGCUGGGAACAAUUUCACUCCAACCAUCCAUCAAGAUCUUCCCGUAAGAAUCAUCCAGCUCUCACUCAGGGAAGGAGAAAAUGCCACCAUGACAGAUGUCAAUGCCUCGGUGGCCUACAGACUGGGGAAGCUGGAUGUGUGGGCUUUUCUCCAGAACAGCAAAUGCCUCACUGUACCCCUCCCACACAGCAAUUCUGGGGCAACCUCAGGAAGAAACCUUCAACGCUGGAGUGUCAUCUCGGAGUUCCAGUACCUCCCUCGGGGUCCUGUUAUCGACUUCCUAAACACCAAGCUGCUGGAUGCAGUGGUAGAGGCAUUCUUACCCCAGGCUUCAUGGAGGAGAUGGAACAGAAGUGAGGGGCCCAGGACCAAUGUGAACUUCCAUUCCAUCUCCAGGGAAGAUGUGUACAGUGUGAAGGCUCUGAACGUGAGCAUGCUGAAGACUUACUUCAAAUGCAAUGGCUACAAGGGUUACCACCUGGUCUACAGCCCCCACAGUGGCCUGACCUGUGUGUCCCCGUGCAGUGAGGGCUACUGUGAACACGGAGGCCAGUGCCAGCACCUGCCCCAAGGGCCCCGUUGCAGCUGUGUGCCCUUCUCCAUCUACACGCCCUGGGGAGAACGCUGUGAGCACCUGAGCAUGAAGCUUGGCGCCUUCUUCGGGAUCCUCUUUGGAGCGCUGGGAGCCCUCUUGCUGCUGGGGGCGGUGGUGUUUGUGGUCCUGCGCUUCUGGUGCUACCCCAGGAACCAGUACUCCUACCCUCUGGACACAGAAAGUUGAGGCCUCACCCAAAGGGGUAGCUGUGGCCUAAGAUACUUCAGGACCCACCCCAGCCUCACCCACGUAUUGACCAGUACCUUGGCUUUGAGGAGACUGGGAAAAGGAAGGUGCCUGAAGGUGAUUCAGGAUUCUUCAAGGGAAUGAGUAAUAAUAAAAACAAUAGCACACCUUUUCAGUAGACACAGAGGCAGACAGAAGGGGCCAUAAAGACCACCUACUUAAAGGAUGGAUUCUUACACAUACAUACCUGCAAGAAGGACACUGACCUACAUACACACACAUCAGAGUUAAUAAUG
This is a messenger RNA of Prionailurus viverrinus (fishing cat), 13535 nucleotides long. RefSeq names its product mucin 4, cell surface associated (gene MUC4). Gene Ontology annotation, biological process: cell-matrix adhesion. The record is from RefSeq and is a predicted model, not a curated record. The transcript is spliced from 25 exons. NCBI's taxonomy places the organism in Eukaryota, Metazoa, Chordata, Mammalia, Carnivora, Felidae. Bases 1 to 13239 code for a protein of 4412 amino acids.